Messenger RNA from Quercus robur (English oak), 378 nucleotides. RefSeq lists its product as uncharacterized. The transcript is spliced from 2 exons. The record is from RefSeq and is a predicted model, not a curated record. The coding region runs from base 1 to 378 and encodes 125 amino acids. Lineage: Eukaryota; Viridiplantae; Streptophyta; Magnoliopsida; Fagales; Fagaceae.
AUGGCAUUAAAGGCCAAGAGUAAUGAUAUUGAUGAGUCUUCAAACGAUGAAGAUUCUAAGAUGAAGUCCUAUAUUACAAGGCAAAUCAAGAAGUUCAUGAAGAAUGCCAAUAGGAAGGGCUUCGACAAGGAUCGUAAGCAAUCUAGUUCCUUUCAGUUCAAAAGCCAAGACAAAGGGAAGAAGGAUGCUAGGGAUGGCGGUCAGUAUACUAUUCCUUCAAGACCAAAACGGCAGGCUCGCCUUGGUGGCUUUGUGGAGUCUCCUUCUCUUCCUUCCAAGGCAUCUGAGACAUCCGAGGAUGAUGACGACUCCGACAACGAUGAUGAUGAUGAGGAUGGAGAUGCUAGCUCUUCCGGCACUGACGAGAUGUCUACUUAA